GGCACUGACUGGCGGCACUGCUAGGUAUUGACUGGUGCAACUGCUGGGCACUGACUGGCAGCACUGCUGGGCUGCACUGAUGGGCACUGGUGGGCACAGGUGUGUGGCACUGCUGGGUGGCACAGGUGGGUGCACUGCUGGGCACAGGUGGAUGCACUGCUGGGCACAGGUGGGCGGAACUGGUGGUUGGCACUGCUGGGCACCGAUCAUCAGGGCACUAAUCAUCAGUGCCCUGAUGAUCGGUGCCGAUCCCUGCUCUGACAACUGCCGGUUCUCGGCAGUACUUUCCUCACGCUCUGACAGCGUGAAGAAAGUGCAGCCGAGAACCGGCAAUUGC
This is a messenger RNA of Staurois parvus, 337 nucleotides long. The record is from the annotation of a GenBank genome assembly. NCBI's taxonomy places the organism in Eukaryota, Metazoa, Chordata, Amphibia, Anura, Ranidae.